Messenger RNA from Ylistrum balloti, 603 nucleotides. RefSeq lists its product as uncharacterized. The transcript has 3 exons. The coding region runs from base 1 to 603 and encodes 200 amino acids. Lineage: Eukaryota; Metazoa; Mollusca; Bivalvia; Pectinida; Pectinidae. The record is from RefSeq and is a predicted model, not a curated record.
AUGUAUCAACUGAGAAGGACUGAUCAUCUUCCCGCAACUUCAGGUCCUCAGGUGAGUGCGGUCACGGUCACAUAUCAUAAUGUACAGCUGUGGAGCCCCCAGUAUCCACAGCUGCCGAGACCCCAGUGUCCCCAGCUGUCGAGCCCAGUGUCCACAGCUACCGAGCCCCCAGUGUCCAUAGCUGCCGAACCUCAAGUGUCCAUAGCUGUGAAGCCCCCAGUGUCAAUAGCUGCCGAGCAGCCCCAAGUGUCCAUAGCUAUCGAUCCUUCAGUGUCUAUUGCUAUCGUGCCCCCGGGGUCCAUAGCUGUGGAUCCCCCAGUGUCCACAGCUACCGAGCCCCAAGAGUCCAUAGCUCGGGAGCCCCCAUUGUCCAUAGCUGUCGAGUACUCGGUGUCCAUAGCUGUCGAGCCCCCAGUAUCCACAGCUGCCGAGCCCCCAGUGUCCCCAGCUGUCGAGCCCAGUGUCCACAGCUACCGAGCCCCCAUUGUCCAUAGCUGUCGAACCCCCAGUGUAUAUAGCUGUCGAGCCCCCAAUGUCCACAGCUGUCUAACCUCCAAUGUCCACAGCUGUCGACCCCCAUGUGUCGAGCCCUCAAAGACGUAG